Ilex paraguariensis (yerba mate) is the source of this 1187-nucleotide messenger RNA. Lineage: Eukaryota; Viridiplantae; Streptophyta; Magnoliopsida; Aquifoliales; Aquifoliaceae. The record is from the annotation of a GenBank genome assembly.
AUGGAGCUUUGUCUCAAUACGGAGGGCAAUAAGAAAUUGCAGUACUUAAACUACUUUAUGCACCGUAUUAAUCUGCUUCGCCACUAUAAGAUCACUCCUGUUGUUGUUUUUGAUGGUGGGAAUAUCCCGAGAAGAAAAGCUAAUUGUGACUUAGCUAUGGCGAAGCUCAAGGAAGGCAAUGUUGGUGCUGCCUCUGAGCUCUUUCAGAGAGCAGUGAGUGUCACUCCAUCGAUGGCGCAUCAACUUAUUCUGAUUUUGAGUUCAGAGAAUAUUGAAUUUGUAGUAGCUCCUUAUGAGGCCGAUGCACAGCUGGCAUAUCUGUCCAGCCUUGAAGAAGAAAGAGGUGGAAUUGUAGCUGUAAUUUCAGAGGAUAGUGAUCUUCUAGCUUAUGGUUGCGCAGCUAUUAUCUUUAAGAUGGACAGGUAUGGCACUGGUGAAGAGAUGGUGCUUAGGGAAGUUCUUGAUGCUGUGGCUCGAGUACCUUCCUUCCAAAAUUUUAACGAAGAAUUGUUCACUGGGAUGUGUGUCUUAGCUGGCUGUGAUUUCCUUCCAUCUGUUCCUGGAAUUGGGAUUGCAAAAGCUUACAAUUUGGUUUCCAAGUAUCGGAAUUUAGACCGUGUUCUAUCCGUCUUAAAGCUCGAGAAGGGCAAUCAAAUGCCUGAAGAUUACACAAAAGCAUUCAGAGAGGCAGUUGCGGUCUUCAAUCAUGCCCGAAUGUAUGUGAACUUGGAGCAGAAGCCUACUUUGGAGGAAAGGAACCAGAAGCUCGAAAUCAAGUACAUGAAUGAGGAUGUAGUCCUUGAAAAAUUGAUAUUCCCUCUGAACAAUGAAACCAAGGAAGAAAAAAGCAGAAUUCCUGAUAAGAAUCUGUUAAAGGUUCCUGACAACAACCCGUUUAAGAAAAGAAAGCUAGAUGAAGCUCAUUUUGACAGGACAGAGAGCGUUAUCGAAGAAGUUUCAGUUGUAACAAAAGUUGAUAAUUCGGAAAUUGUAUGCUUAACUCCAAAGUCGCAGGGAAGUGUUGAGUCUAAACCUAUAGAGAUGACUGAUGGGAAAGGGAGACGAAAAAGUGAAAAGAAGUCGAAGAGAAGCAAUUGCCACAGUUCAGGAAAUAAGAAAAGCAGUAUUUUGAAUUUCUUUUCUCGUGUGUAAUCCUUAACCCUUCUUGAUAAUAAAUCAUAUUCUGA